AUGACAGGCCGCGUGCGUACAGGUGUGCUUGGCGUCGCCGCGAUGUGUGCGCUGUGCUGGUGCUCGCUGCAAUGGGCGGCUCUGCUGCGCAGCAUCGAUGUGCGCACGCCUGUGCAUCCGUGGUGGUCUCCAACAGCUCAGAUUGCGGGUGAUGCUGGAGAUAUGCCGCGGGUGCAGUACCACGAAUGGAACGUCACGCGCACCGAUAUAGCUCCGGACGGCGUGAUGCGGCCCAUGAUCCUCGUCAACGGGCGGUUUCCCGGACCGGCUAUCCAGGCCAACGUGGGGGACACGCUGGUCGUCAAGGUCAACAACCAGCUGUCUGCCGACGACAGCUCCUCGUUCGCAAAGUGGAACGCAGCGGCGCGCGCGCGCUUUUCGACGCGGGUCGACGAGUACUACCCUCGGGGAACGGACGAGCGCGUGGCGAUCCACUGGCACGGGCUGGCGAUGCGCGGGGUGCCGGAACAGGACGGUGCUCCUGGAUUCACAUCGUGUGCGGUGCAGCCCGGUGGAUCGCACACGUACCGGUUUCAGGUGACGCACGAGGAUGUGGGCACGCACUGGUGGCACUCGCACUCGGGCAUGGCUCGCGCGGAUGGGUUGUGGGGCACGCUUGUCGUCCGCGAUCCUAGGGGUAGGAGCGAGGAAACCCUACUCGCGACUGCAGGACUCCGGUGGGACGACGAACAGGUCAUCACUCUCGGCGACCAUUACUUUGCUCCGGGCAUCGAGCAGCUGUCCUGGUUUAUCUCGCGACACUCGCUUGGGUUCGAGCCGACGCCGGACAACAUCCUGAUCAACGGCCGAGGCACGUUCGACUGCACCCGCCUCCUCCGCAGCAAUCACGAACACUUCAACUGCACGGCUCCUCCCCCCGACGCCGCCGCCGCCGCUCUCCAGCAGGCGGUUAUCGAGCUGGAACCGCGUAAGACCCACCGCCUGCGUCUCGUCAAUGUCGGCUCUGUAGGGCAUCAGACGUUCUCGAUCGACGAGCACGUGCUGACUGUAGUUGAAGCAGAUGGGGUUGUGGUGGAGCCGUAUGUGACGACAAGGGUGUCGAUAGCUCCGGGGCAGAGGUACUCGGUGCUGGUGACGGCUGAUCGGGCGGGUGAUGGUGGCGAGGCGGGGUUUUGGCUGCGGUCCGAGAUGGAUAGCGAAUGCUUUAACGUGGCGAAUCCGAACUUGGACUAUCAGGCGCGAGCGGUGGUGCGGUAUAAGUCGUCGACGCGGCAGCGGCAGCACGAGCUGGAAAUGCGCAUCAAGCGCAACAUUCUUCGUGCUGCAGGGGUGCCGAAGACGCAGGCCUGGCCGCGCAGACCGGGCGAGCAGGCGUGCCACGACGAACCAGCACAUCUGCUGCGUCCGCUCCGAAGCGGCGGGCUGGGUGCACCUCCGACACCGGCACUCGAUCUGGACAACGGCGACCGGCGCGAGAUCAUCACAGUGACCAUGCCCAAGUUGGACCGCAACGGCCUUGUGCCCGUGUCGUGGAUGAACCGCACCCAAUGGCGCACACCGCGCACCCCGCUCCUGCACACCCUCGCGCUCAACACGAGCUCGAUUGACGUUGCAAACCAGCUCGUGCUCUCGCCCUCCCCCUCGCGCGCAGUCACGCUCGAGCUGGUCAUCAACAACAGCGACGAGGCGCCGCAUCCGUUCCACCUGCACGGCCACGCGUUUUCGGUGCUGGCGCUUUCCGAGUCGCGCGUCGGCCUGGGCGCCUUCUCCGCGUCGUCUUCGCGAUCCAGUGACGACGCCGUGUGGUUUGGCGAGGACGAGGCGCCGGUGCGCGAUACGCUCUCGGUGCCCCGGCGCGGGUUUGCCGUGGUGCGCUGGAAGGCGGAUAGUGCGGGCGUGUGGGCGAUGCACUGCCAUGUGCUGGUGCAUAUGAUGACCGGCAUGGCGCUGGCGGUGGCCGAGAGGGUGGACGAGCUACGCGGGCUCAAGUUUGUCGAGCGCCUGCAGAGGGGUGAGGGGCUGUGUGGUGCGUCGUAG
Sporisorium graminicola is the source of this 1998-nucleotide messenger RNA. RefSeq lists its product as uncharacterized. The coding region runs from base 1 to 1998 and encodes 665 amino acids. The transcript has a single exon. Gene Ontology annotation, molecular function: oxidoreductase activity; copper ion binding. The record is from RefSeq and is a predicted model, not a curated record. Lineage: Eukaryota; Fungi; Basidiomycota; Ustilaginomycetes; Ustilaginales; Ustilaginaceae.